UUUCAAUCAUACAAGAUGACUGCUCGAAUCUAUCAAGUCCUGCCUGAGUAACCACGUUUACAGACAUUUCAUGUCUUAAAGAUACAGGCCAUAUCAUUAAUACAAUCGAAUCAGACAAGCAGAAUAAGGAAACAAUUUAUUUAUGCUAAGUUUUACAAACUAAUUAUUCGGAAUCGUCUGCUCAGGGCGGCCACCUAUACAGUACACCAAACCGAACCUUCUUUCUACUAAUUUGUUCUACAGUACAACAAUUAAAAGCCGUCAUGGGAGACUGGGGGUUUCUCUCCGCUUUACUGGACAAGGUCCAGUCCCACUCCACCGUCAUCGGCAAGAUAUGGAUGAGCGUCCUCUUCAUCUUCAGGAUCCUGGUUUUGGGAGCCGGAGCAGAAAACGUGUGGGGGGACGAGCGCUCAAACUUAAUAUGCAACACCAACACACCCGGUUGCGAGAACGUGUGCUAUGACUGGAAGUUCCCCAUCUCACAUAUUCGCUUCUGGGUCAUGCAGAUCAUCUUCAUCUCGACUCCAACUCUGGUGUAUCUGGGCCACGUGGUGCACGUCAUUCACCAGGAGAAUAAGCUGAGAGAGGAGCUUAAAAGAAACCCUAUGGCAAAGUCACCCAAGUAUACCGAUGAAAACGGUAAAGUUGUGAUCAAAGGAAACAUGCUAGGCAGUUACCUGACUCAACUGUUUGUUAAAAUCAUAUUAGAGGUCGCCUUCAUCGUUGGACAAUAUUAUCUGUUCGGAUUCAUCAUGGAACCUAAGUUCCACUGUAACAUUUCACCGUGUACGGUUGUGACAGAGUGUUUCAUGUCUAGGCCCACAGAGAAAACCAUUUUCAUUAUUUUCAUGCUUGUGGUGGCUUGUAUAUCUCUAGCUUUAAAUGUGCUAGAGAUAUUUUAUUUGUGCUGUAAGAGGAUAACCAGGAGAAACCACAAAUAUGGGGAGGCGUAUGCCCACGAUUCCCGAUAUCCCUCAUCAUAUCCGGUAGAACUUGAGCCUGUUAAUGGGAUGAAGCACAAUGAGAUAAACAUGGCUCUUCAGAACAGGUGGGGUCAAAGGAAAAUCAGCUUGGACGGAGCCCAACCUGAGCGUUAAAUGUUGAUGUGCUAGAUCAUUCAUGUCAUGAAAUAUUUCUGAGAACAUACAUUCACCUCAUAUACUUAACAUGAACCAUUUUAAUACAAUUAAGAUAACAACAGGGCUAUAAAUAAAAAGCUGUAACUUUUGCACUUGUACACGAGAUGGCGCUAUACUCUUUUAGAGUUGCACACUAACUUCUUUUGUCACUACAAGGCCAGUGAUUUUUCCAGUUUCAGUCUACAACGAAAAUAACCAAUUAAAUUAAAUAAAAUCUUUCUAUGAACUAUAGAUUGGAUUCAUGUAUUUGUUAAAAAUCAAGUUAAUGUAAAUUAUGUUUGGUCCUCGUUAAGAAAAUAAACACCUGGGUAAAUUUGUAGAUAAAGAUCUAUUGAAGCUGGAUCAGAAUUGUCAAAUU
Messenger RNA from Triplophysa rosa, 1497 nucleotides. RefSeq names its product gap junction protein alpha 13.2 (gene gja13.2). Gene Ontology annotation, cellular component: connexin complex. The transcript is spliced from 3 exons. NCBI's taxonomy places the organism in Eukaryota, Metazoa, Chordata, Actinopteri, Cypriniformes, Nemacheilidae. The record is from RefSeq and is a predicted model, not a curated record. Gene Ontology annotation, biological process: cell communication. Bases 264 to 1097 code for a protein of 277 amino acids.